UCCCCCCCUUUGGUUUGCCUUCCCCUCUUCUUUCCCCCCCUUUAGGUGUGAAAUCUAUCUUCUCAGACAGAGACUCUGAACCCCUCGGUCCCCGCAUGACAUGGUUCAGUCCAGCUGCGAGCUCCGAGCCUCCUCCAUGCAUUGGGAUUUUUCUCAGCGCCGACACCGAGUGAAUCUCCCUUUUCUGACCGUUUGAAAACUCGUCGUGCCUGCCAGACCAGAGAAAAAGCCCUGCCAUGACCGCCGCUUCAAAUCAGGACGGAGCAACGGGACUUUUGAGGAGACCGGAAUGCGCAGGCAGGAAAGGGGACGGAAUACGGAUUUUUGCUCUAAUGAAGGCGGGAGUGCAGGCGCACCAUUGGAGCCGGAUGCUGUUCUUAUAUAUGGGGCUGCUGGUCGCCUCAGUAAAGGCUCAGAACUGCAGUUACACAUUACAGAAUCCCAAUGGGACAAUAGAAAGCCCUGGAUACCCUUACGGCUAUCCUAACUAUGCCAACUGUACAUGGGUCAUUGUGGCGGCGGAGCACAACCGGAUACAGCUGGUGUUUCAAGGCUUUGCCCUAGAGGAGGACUUUGACAUCUUGUCUGUAUAUGAUGGGCCGCCCAGCCCUGGAAACCUGCGAACAAGGUUAACUGGCUUCCAGCUGCCUCCACCAAUUGUGAGUACGGGCUCCAGGCUCACACUGUGGCUGCUUUCUGACUAUGCGGUCAGCGGGCAGGGAUUCAAAGCUGCAUAUGAAGCUUUGCCCAGCUACACUUGUGGUAAUCCUGGAAAGCUACUCAACGGCCACCAGCAGGGGUCUACUUUUAAUAUCGGGGACAAGAUCCGCUACAGCUGCAGCCCGGGCCAUGUUCUAGAGGGUCAUACCACCCUGUCCUGCCUUGCCACUUCAGCUGGUACUGCUGCCUGGGAUUUCCCCCUUCCUUACUGCAGAGCGGAUGACGGAUGUGGAGGGACACUGCGGGGCCAGAGUGGGGUGAUAACUACUCCCAAUUACCCAUCUGAAUAUAACAACAAUGCCGACUGCACCUGGACUGUGCUGGCUGAGCCAGGAGACACCAUUGCCCUGGUUUUUUCUGACUUUCAGCUGGAGGACGAUUAUGACCUGCUGGAGGUCAGCGGCACUGAGGGUUCUUCGCAAUGGUUUACUGGCCCGAACCUUCCUUCGCCCAUCAUUAGCAGCAAGAACUGGCUUCGACUGCACUUUACUUCAGAUGGCAACCAUAAGUUAAGAGGUUUCAGUGCCCAAUACCAAGUGAAGAAGAUGACUGAGCUUAAGUCUCGGGGUGUGAAGAUGUUGCCCAGCAAAGACAACCACCACAAGAUAUCAGUGUUGUCUCAGAUGGGUGUAGCACAGGGCCACAACAUGUGUCCAGAUCCUGGGAUUCCAGAUCGAGGAAAAAGAAAAGGUUCUGACUUCAGGCGAGGAGCCACAGUGCAUUUCUCCUGUGACGAGGGUUAUGAACUGCAGGGCUCGAAGAGCAUCACUUGUCUCAGAGUGACAGACAGCUACGUAGGCUGGAGUGACGAUCGGCCCAUCUGCAGAGCACCAAUGUGCGGAGGUCAGUUGAGAGGACCCAGUGGUGUCAUCACAUCUCCGAACUACCCAGUUCAGUAUGACAACAAUGCCAACUGCACUUGGGUCAUCACGGCAACAGACACGUCUAAGGUGAUCAAGCUGACAUUUGAAGAUUUUGACCUGGAGCGAGGCUACGACACCCUGACGGUUGGAGACGGCGAGGUAGUGGGAGACCAGAAGACCAUCUUCCACGUUCUGUCUGGUUCAACUACUCCAGACCUUGUCGUGAGCACCAGUCAUCAGAUGUGGCUCAACUUCAAAACAGAUGAUACCAGUGGCUCGUUGGGCUUCAAGGUGUCCUAUGAAGAGAUUGAGCAAGGCAGUUGUGGAGAUCCUGGAAUUCCAGCUUACGGCAAGCGGGAGGGGACAGGUUUCCGUCACGGGGACAGACUGUACUUCGAGUGUCUGCCUGCCUUCGAGCUGGUGGGGAAGAAGAACAUCACCUGUCAGAAGAACAACCAGUGGUCAGCUAAGAAACCCAGCUGCGUUUUUUCCUGUUUCUUCAACUUUACCACUCCAUCGGGGGUGCUGCUAUCUCCCAACUACCCUCAGGAGUACGGAAACAAUAUGCACUGUGUGUGGCUCAUCAUCACCAACCCUGAGAGCAGAAUCAAUCUGGCCUUCAACGACCUCAGCAUGGAGAAACAGUUUGACUUCCUCUCCAUCAAGGAUGGGGGAAAGGCUGAAUCUCCUAUCCUGGGGACCUUCUCUGGUGAUGUCCUGCCUCCUCCCAUAACAACCAGUGCGCAUGUAGCCCGUUUGGAGUUCCUGACUGACCACACCUACACAGACAGAGGCUUUAACAUCACAUUUACAACGUUCCGCCACAACGAGUGCCCAGACCCGGGUGUGCCGGUUAAUGGGAAACGCUUUGGAGAGAGCCUUCAGCUGGGCAGUUCCAUCUCAUUCCUGUGCGAGGACGGCUUUGUUAAGACCCAUGGCUCCCUGACCAUCUCCUGCAUUCUCAAGGACGGCAAUGUGGUGUGGGACAAUGCUGUUCCUCGCUGUGAAGCCCCGUGUGGAGGGGAUCUGAAAGCUCCCAGUGGAAUCAUCCUCUCCCCUGGCUGGCCAGAACUAUACAAGGAGGCCCUUAACUGUGAAUGGAUCAUUGAGGCUCCUCCAGGCUACCCCAUCAAGAUCAUCUUCGACAAGUUUCGCACCGAGGUUAACUAUGAUGUCCUCGAGGUGCGAGAUGGACGUUUUCCCUCUUCACCACUAAUUGGUAGUUACCAGGGCACACAAGUUCCCCAGUUCCUGAUCAGCACCUCCAACUUCCUGUAUCUCCUAUUCACCACUGACAAGAGCCACUCUGACAUUGGCUUCCGUAUACGUUAUGAAACCCUGCAGCUACAAUCAGAUCACUGCGUGGACCCUGGCAUCCCUGUCAACGGGCAGCGACACGGGAACGACUUCUACGUUGGAGCUUUGGUGACAUUUAGUUGCGACGCAGGGUACACACUUAGCGACUCUGAGCCAUUAGAAUGUGAACCCAAUUUUCAGUGGAGUCGCCCCCUGCCUAGCUGUGAUGCAUUGUGUGGAGGUUACAUCCAGGGCAACGCCGGCACCAUCUUGUCUCCCGGCUUCCCAGACUUUUACCCGCAUAACCUGAACUGCACGUGGAUAAUCGAGACCUCCCACGGCAAAGGUGUCCAGUUCACCUUCCACACCUUCCACCUUGAGAGCCCUCACGAUCAUUUAUUGGUGACAGAGAACAGCAGCUUCUCUCAGCCACUUUGGAGGCUGACGGGCUCCACCUUGCCUCCGCCUCUCAGCGCAGGGCUGUUUGGAAACUACACAGCACAGAUCCGCUUCCUGUCUGACUUUUCCGUUUCGUAUGAGGGAUUCAACAUCACCUUCUCUGAGUAUGAUUUGGAGCCGUGCGAAGAUCCUGGAAUUCCACCUUACAGCACCAGAAAGGGAUUGCAGUACGGAGUGGGCGAUGCCCUCAUCUUCUCUUGUUUCCCAGGUUACCGACUGGAGGGUCCAGCGAGGGUGGUCUGCUUAGGGGGCAGGAGGCGGGUGUGGAGCUCCCCUCUGCCAAGGUGUGUUGCUGAAUGUGGUUCAUCCGUGACUGGCAUGCAAGGGGUGCUGCUCUCACCCAACUACCCCGGUUACUACGGCAACAACCACGAGUGCAUCUACUCCAUCCAGACGCAGCCUGGCAAAGGCAUUCAGCUACGGGCACGGGAUUUCAGACUGGAGGAGGAUGACAUACUCAAAGUCUUUGAUGGAAGCAGUAAUAAGGCUCGCCUGCUGGGGGUGUUUACAGGCAACGAGCUGCUAGACACAACCCUGAACUCCACCUCCAGCUCUAUGUGGCUCGAGUUCAUCAGCAAUGCGGAUAACACCAGUAAAGGCUUUGAACUACACUUCACCAGUUUCGAGCUCGUGAAAUGCGAGGAUCCAGGUGUUCCCCAGUUUGGCUACAAGCGGGAGGACAAGGGUCAUUUUGCAGGGAGCAUUGUGUCUUACAGCUGUGACCCGGGCUAUACCCUGAAAGGUCCUGAGGUGCUCACCUGCCUGAGGGGCGAAAGGAGGGCUUGGGACAGCCCCCUUCCACUCUGUGUUGCCGAGUGUGGUGGCACCAUCAAAGACGAGCCUUCCGGUCGUAUCCUCUCUCCGGGCUACCCGGCACCAUAUGAGCACAACCUGCACUGCAUGUGGACCAUUGAGGCGGCCCCAGGAAGCACUAUAAGUCUUCAUUUCCUGGUUUUCCACACGGAAGAGGUCCAUGAUGUGCUUCGGAUCUGGGAUGGGCCCCAGGAUGGAGGUGUCCUGCUGAGGGAGCUAAGUGGCUCAGCGCUGCCCCAAGACGUCCACAGCACCUUUAACACUAUCAGCCUGCAGUUCACCACAGACUUCUUCACUAGCAAACAAGGCUUCGCUCUUCAGUUUUCUGUGUCUACUGCAACCUCCUGCAAUGACCCAGGCAUGCCUACUAAUGGGACCCGCGGUGGCGACAGCAGGGAACCCGGAGACCAUGUGGUGUUCCAGUGUGAUCCGGGUUACAUCCUGCAGGGGGCCAACAGGAUCACCUGCACUGAAAUCAAUGGUCGCUUCUUCUGGCAGCCAGACCCUCCUACAUGCACAGCUCCAUGUGGCGGGAACCUGACAGGUCCUAGUGGGCUGAUUCUGUCUCCAGACUAUCCUGAACCGUAUCCUCACGGACGAGAGUGUGACUGGACAGUUACUGUCACACAGGACUAUGUCAUCUCUCUGACCUUCAACCAGUUCAGCUUGGAGCCAAGUUAUGACUUCUUGCACAUCUAUGAUGGACCGGACUCCCUCAGCCCCUUGUUGGGUAGCUUUUAUGGCACAGAUGUUCCCGAUCGUAUUGAGAGCAGCUCCAACACGCUCUUCUUGGCUUUCCGCAGCGACGCCUCUCUCAGCAGCAAUGGAUUUGUGCUGCAGUACACAGAGAACCCUAGGGAGUCUUGCUUCGAGCCCGGCCUGGUGCGCAAUGGGACACGGGUGGGCACCGAUCUCAAGCUGGGCUCCACCGUCACCUACCACUGCGACAGUGGUUACACACUAGAGGGAGACCCAACGCUCACUUGCAUCAUGGGGGUGGACGGCAAGCCGAGCUGGAACAAACCCAAACCCAUCUGCAUUGCUCCAUGUGGUGGACAGUACACUGGUACAGAGGGAGUGGUCUUGUCUCCUGGUUACCCCGGUAACUACAGCAGCGCACGAACCUGUUUGUACUCUGUAGUCGUGCCCAAAGAUUACGUGGUCUUCAGUCAGUUCGCCUUCUUCCAGACGGCCCUGAAUGACAUCGUGGAGGUUUACGAUGGGGCAACGCAGCACUCCCGCGUUCUUAGCUCGCUCUCUGGAGCACACACAGGUGAGUCGUUGCCAUUAGCAACCUCCAACCAAAUCCUGAUCCGCUUUACCUCCAAAGGCCAAUCCAGCUCUAGAGGAUUCCAUCUGGUCUACCAGGCCGUGCCACGGACCAGCGCCACCCAGUGCAGCUCAGUCCCUGAGCCCCGAAAUGGCAGACGAAUGGGUAACAACUUUGCCGUCGGCGCCGUGGUCCGCUUCGAGUGCAGCCCUGGUUACGUCCUGGAGGGAUCGAGCGCUAUCGAAUGUUUAACCGUUCCCAAUGCCCUGGCACAAUGGAACAGCUCGAUACCCAGCUGUAUAGUUCCAUGUGGAGGUAAUCUGACCCAGCGAACUGGCACCAUCUUAUCUCCUGGAUUUCCUGAGCCCUACCUCAACAGCCUCAACUGUGUGUGGAAGAUCACAGUUCCCGAAGGAUCAGGAAUCCAGAUCCAGGUAAUCAGCUUUGUGACAGAGCAGAACUGGGAUUCGCUGGAGGUGUUUGACGGAGGCGACAACACUGACACCAUGCUUGGCAGCUUCUCGGGCACGACGGUCCCAGCUCUGCUCAACAGCACCUCCAACCAACUCUACCUCCACUUUUUCUCUGAUAUCAGCGUGUCUGCAGCUGGAUUCAGGCUGGAAUACAAAACCGUGUCUUUGACUAACUGUCCAGAGCCUGUAGUUCCUAUGAAUGGUAUCAAGGUUGGAGAGCGCCUUCAGAUGAAUAACGUGGUGUCAUUCCAUUGUGAACCAGGAUAUACGCUACAGGGGAACUCGCACAUCACUUGUAUGCCUGGAACUGUCAGACGAUGGAACUACCCACCUCCUCUCUGCAUAGCUCAGUGCGGUGGAAUUCGGGAAGAGAUGGAGGGCAUGAUUCUCAGUCCCGGUUUCCCUGGCAACUACCCUAGCAACAGUGACUGCACCUGGAGAAUCUACCUGCCAGUUGGUUACGGAGCCCACAUACAGUUCCUCAACUUUUCCACUGAAGCCAACCACGACUUCCUCGAGAUACGCAAUGGGCCCUUGGAAACAAGUGCUGUCAUUGGCAGAUUCAGCGGCCAGGAUGUUCCCUCUUCCCUUCUCACCACCUCCCACGAGACCACAAUAUACUUCCAUAGUGACCAUUCACAGAACAAACCUGGCUUCAGGUUUGAGUACCAGGCUUAUGAGCUACAGGAGUGCCCAGAUCCAGAGCCUUUUCGCUACGGGGUGGUGGUGGGUGCUGGCUACAACGUGGGUCAGUCUAUUUCCUUCGAGUGUCUGCCCGGGUAUCAGCUGACGGGACAUUCCAUCCUCACCUGUGAACACGGCACCACCCGCAACUGGGAUCACCCUUUCCCUCGCUGUGAAGUGCCUUGUGGUGGGAACAUCACAUCAGACAAUGGGACCAUCUUUUCCCCGGGUUACCCUGAGGAGUAUCCAAGCUCAGCUGACUGCUCCUGGCUGAUUACUGUGGCUCCUGGAUUUGGCAUCAAACUCAACUUCUCCCUCCUUCAAGUUCAUGGGCCACACGACUUCAUUACUGUCUGGGAUGGUCCACAAGAAACAGCCAGGAAACUAGGUGUGUUUACUGAUGGAGAGCCCAACGACCCACCCAGCAGCACAUCCAAUCAGGUGCUGAUACGGUUCCGUAGUAAUACAGAGAAGGGUGGACUCUUUCGUAUCAGCUAUCAAGCUUACAGACUACAGUACUGCCUCCCUCCCCCCAUCAUUCCUAAUGCUGAGAUUCUGAUGGCAAGCAAGGAAUUUAAAAUUGGUGAUAUAGUGCGCUACCGAUGUCUCCCAGGAUACCAAUUAAGUGGAAACAGCAUCCUGACCUGUCGGCUAGGUACACAUUUGGAAUUUGAGGGCCCUCCACCCUCAUGUGAUGUGACGUGUCCCAUGAACGAGAUACUCACAGCCUCCACGGGCGUCAUCAUGAGUCAGUCGCCCGGCAACGGUUUUCCCCACUUUGAGUCCUGCUCCUGGGUGGUUAAGGUAGAACCCGGCUACAACAUCACUUUCACUAUCGAACACUUCCAGACCAGCCGUCAGUUCGAUGAGCUUGAAAUCUUUGAUGGCCCAUCCAGACAGAGUCCUCUCCUAAUCACACUAAGUGGUAACUAUUCCAGUCCGCUCAGCAUCACCAGUUCCAGUAACAAAGUCUACCUGCACUGGUCCUUCGAUCACACUACCAGCCACAAAGGCUUCCGCAUACGCUACUCAGCUGCCUACUGUAGCCCUUCAAACAGCCCAGUAAACGGCACAGUGCACAGUCUGACAGGCACAAAACUCGGCAGCACCCUGCGUUUCAGCUGUGACCAGGGCUUUCGUCUUAUUGGCCAAAGCAGUGCCACCUGUACGCGGACUGCACAGGGGAUCUACCAGUGGAACGCACCGGUCCCGCUUUGCCAAGUCAUGUCCUGUGGAAUGCCAGUUCCUCCUGUUAAUGGCAGCAUUGCUGGCCAGGACUUCUCUCUAGGAGCCAGAGUCACCUAUCAAUGUAACCCUGGAUUUCGGCUUUCGGGGCCCAUCACCACCUCAGUGAUCUGUCAGGAGUCUGGGAGGUGGAGCCCCAUAGAGGCCCCACCUAGAUGUAUUCCUGUCACCUGCCCCGACAUUGGUCACUCUGCAGUGGAACAUGGGAGAUGGAGGCUAAUCUAUGGGACUCAAAACCAAUAUGAUGCUAUCAUGAUGCUCACUUGCGACCCAGGAUAUUAUUACAGGGGUCAAAGGGUAAUUCGCUGCCAAGCCAACAGCACAUGGAACUAUCCAAAUCCUCGCCCAGUUUGCGAGAUCAUCUCCUGCGGGGACCUUGGGACUCCACCGAACGGACACAAGAUUGGAACCCUUACUGUGUAUGGAGCUACAGCUAUUUUCUCAUGCAACACGGGCUAUACCUUGGUGGGCUCUCGGGUGCGAGAGUGUAUGUCCAACGGGCUUUGGAGUGGAACACAGGUCCAGUGCCUGGCGGGCCAUUGUGGUACUCCAGAGCCAAUAGUGAAUGGCCAGAUCAUUGGGGAGAAUUAUAACUAUCGAGGCAGUGUUGUGUACCAGUGUAACCCAGGAUUUCGGCUCAUUGGAGUGUCAGUGCGAGUCUGUGAACAGGAUCACCACUGGUCAGGACAUACUCCUGUUUGUGUUCCCAUCACCUGUGGCCACCCUGGCAACCCUACCUUUGGUAUGACCCAAGGAACCCAGUUUAAUCUAAACGAUGUUGUGCGUUUCAUCUGCAAUACUGGAUAUGUUCUACAAGGGGCUGUAAAAUCGACUUGCCAGGCCAACGGGCAGUGGAGCAACGUCCUACCCAGGUGUAAAAUUGUUAACUGCACAGAGCCAGGACAUGUGGAGAACAGCAUUAGGCAGGUACUGUCCAGCGGGCCGCAUCGCUACAGUUUCCAAACCACUGUGUCAUAUCGCUGUAGUCCGGGCUACUACCUGCUGGGCACCAGCUCGAUCUCCUGUCAGGGAGAUGGCACCUGGGACCGCUCCCUACCCAAAUGCCUGUUGGUGCUGUGUGACCGCCCCAGCGUGCCUCCUUACACCCAGAUUUCAGGUGACCGUCGAACAGUGGGCUCCGUCAUUCGCUACAGUUGCAUCGGUCAGCGUAGCAUCAUUGGCAAUACAACAAGAAUGUGCCAGCUGGAUGGGCAGUGGAGCGGCUCGCCACCACAUUGCUCUGGAGAGGCUGCUGGGUUGUGCGGUGAUCCGGGCGUUCCCGUGCAUGGGAUCCGUCUAGGAGAGGAGUUUAUGGUGGGCAGUGUUGUCCGCUUCAGCUGUGAGCCAGGCUAUGCGCUGAAGGGCUCUCCGGAGAGAACCUGUCUGGCCAAUGGAAGCUGGCUGGGCACACAACCAGAGUGCCAUGUGGUUUCUUGUGGAAAUCCAGGAACUCCACGGAAUGCCCAGAUCCUCAUUCAUGACGGCCUGACUUUUUCCAGAUCCAUCACUUACGCUUGCAGGGAGGGCUACUACUCUACUGGACUCCUGACCCGGCAUUGUACUGUUAACGGGACUUGGACCGGCAACAUGCCUGAGUGCUCAGUAAUCAACUGCGGUGAUCCCGGAGUGCCAGCUAACGGGGUGAGAUUUGGGAGUGAUUUCACCUACAACCACACGGUCACGUUCCAGUGCUCCCCUGGUUUCACCAUGGAUGCCGAUCGGGCCUCCUCUCUCAUCUGCACCAAGACCCGCACCUGGAAUGGCACCAAACCUCUCUGUAAAGCAAUCGUAUGUGGUCCACCACCCACCAUCCCUAAUGGACAGGUUGUUGGGACAGACUUCACCUGGGGCUCCAGCAUAAGCUACUCCUGCAACCAAGGUUACCAGCUGUCCCUACCCACUGUGUUAACAUGCCAAGGCAACGGCAACUGGAGUGGAGAGAAACCACAGUGCUUCCCUGUUUUUUGUGGAGACCCAGGAAUGCCAACACAGGGGAGAAGGGAGGACAGCGGUUUCACCUAUCUCUCCUCCGUCUCCUUCUUCUGCGACCCGCCACUCGUCCUGGUCGGCUCAUCGCGGAGAUACUGCCAGUAUGAUGGCACCUGGAGUGGCACGCAGCCGUCUUGCAUAGAUCCCAGUCACACUACCUGUGGAGAUUCUGGCACGCCUCUCUUUGGAAAUCAGAACAACAGCCAGGGCUACCAGAUCGGCAGUACGGUGUUCUUCAGCUGCAGAAAGGGCUACUUACUGCAGGGCUCGAUUUCUCGCACCUGCCUACCAAACCUCACUUGGAGUGGCUUUCAACCUGAGUGCAUUGCCCACCACUGCAGCCAGCCAGAGCUGCCAGCCCAGUCUGAUGUGAGAGCCAUUGAACUGCCAUCCCUGGGCUACACGCUGAUCUAUACGUGUCAGCCCGGCUUCUACUUGGCCGGAGGAUCAGAGCACAGGACGUGCAGGUCCGACGGUAGCUGGUCAGGGAAACCGCCUCUGUGUGCAGCUGAUAUUCGCCCAAGUGGUAGGGGCCCGGUGGUACCAGUGCAGGAGCCGUCCUCCAAGCACCCAGUUCCUGUUGGUGUAUUUGCCAAGAACUCCCUCUGGAGGGGAUCCUACGAGUACCUCGGGAAGAAGCAACCAGCUAUGUUGAGCAUCACUGCCUUUGAACCCUUUAGCAACCGGGUUAAUGGGACACUCAUCGACCACAGUGGAGUAGAACUUAAACUGGCAGGUACAUUUAAGAGAGAGGAUGCUCAGCUGGUGCUACAGGUUCAUCAGAUCAGAGGCCCUGUGGAGAUCUUUGUCAACAAGUUCAAAAUGGACAACUGGUCCCUAGAUGGACGUGUGUCCUACAUCUCUUCUUCCAACUCCUAUGUGUACCAGGGAGUUGUCACCGGAAAAGGCUUUGGCCAAUUUGGUCUCCAGCGACUGGAGAGUUUAGAUCCCAGCAGAGACCAACAAGGCUACAACUUUGCCUCCAACAGCAGUUCAGUGGCGGCAGCCAUCCUAGUGCCUUUUAUAGCCAUGAUCAUUGCAGGCUUCGCUCUGUACCUCUACAAACACAGAAGAAGACCCAAAGUUCCCUUCAAUGGUUAUGUGGGCCAUGAGAACACUAACGGGCGAGCUACGUUCGAGAACCCUAUGUAUGACCGCAACAUCCAACCCACUGACAUCAUGGCCAAUGAGACAGAGUUCACAGUCAGCACAGUGUGCACAGCUGUAUAGCAACCGCUUCCUCUGAAGUCCGGGGACGAGAGGUGCACCACGUCCUCGCCUGCGUGCCAGCUGAGGACAUCUAUAGCUCCUUGAGCAGAGGGCAAGACAAAGAUUAUUUUAUUUGCUGAAAUACCUUCAAGAAACAUCUCCAGCGGAAAAGGCGCUUACCUGCUGGCGAUAAGAAAACAAACAGAAAGAAACCACGUGAAGACAACCAUCUGAACACGCCAACGACAACAACAACGCGCUUUUCGUAACUUUACGUGGUUUCUUGGUCAUUCUCCAUAUUUUGAGGAAAAGCUUCCACCUUAAACUGCAGCCAGCGGGGAGUACGACUGGGAGCAAAGCUGUGAUGACUUUUCUCACCGCCUAAACCCAAAGGGAAUUUUACGGUAAACUUUUAAGUCGAGAAAUAUACCUGUAGCUUACGGAGGCCUCUGUGCAAGCGAACUGUAAGACGGGCAGCGCCGUAUUGGCUUGUGCGUGAAUCGGAGGGAGACAGUCUGGACUGUUUCGAUUCAUCUUUCUCGUUUUUUUUUUUUUCUUUCUCAUUAGCUAUUUUUAUUGUGUUCGCUCUUAUAUGCUGCUCACCUUAUGCUUUGAGUCGCUGGACGCCAGUUUUCUUCCCAGCUGUCCGCUCCUGAGGUUCUCGAAAAGUAUCAUCGGGGACCCCUCAGUUUCUGGCAGAGGAUGAAUUAAAAAUUCAGUGAGUUUUUGAAGGCCUUGCUGGAGACACACACACACAGACACACUCAACUUCAUCUUUUUUUUUUUGUAGCAGGAAUAAAAUUCUGCUUGGCGAGGCAGCUGUGUCCAGUGUAGGGGUUAAAAGGUAGCUUGGGCUUCUGAAAUUUAAAAAAGCACUUAAUGAGGUUGUAGUGAGAGUUGUACAUGCGAGUGUGAGUGCGUAUGUUCAUGUGCACAUCUUGUAGCUGCCCUCAUCUGUUUUGACCCUAAAAAUCCAACCAAACACGCAAUGCUGUCUUAUUUUAUUUUUUUGUUGCUUUAAGAAGCGAAACUAUUGAGUUUAGGAGUUUAGGAUUAUGCCGACUCAGAGGCUCCGAAAACCAGUAAAUUAAACGUCGACAAUCUAUAAAUCCAGUCUCCAUCGUUUUUGUUUCUUUUCUUUUUGAUUUGUAGCGAUUGAUCAGAUAGAUCAAAGGGACCGAAGAGAGACAAAUUCACUUCUCAAGCUAACACACUUGAAUCAAAGGUUAACUAAGGGGAAGUACUCUUGACAUUUGCUCCAGAAACAGGCUUUUUUUUUUUUUUUAACCAUGCCGCCACUGCUGCUCUGAGGCGCUUGAGGAGAAGGGACCAUGUCGCAACAAACCAGAAUGUAGCACAUUUUCCUCAAGAAGACAGCAAAUCUGUAUUUAGAUUACACUAUCUGCUUUUUUUCUUUUCUUAUUUAAAGUUUCUUUUAAUCCCGGAUCCAGCUUUGCUCGUUUCACUGGAUUAAAAGGUGACACAAGUUGCAGCAGUAGCUCCGCUAAACUUUGGCCUUAGGAAAACAAAGAUCAAAGUGAGGUCAUGUUCUCGCUCUCUGGAAAUGUUCAAAUGAAGGCGCUCGGGUUUGAAGAAUGGAUGAAGCGAGAGAUGCGUUCCCUCUGGAUUACAUUCAGGUCUUUUUCUUGCAAGCUCACUUCUGACAGCUCGCUCCCCUUUGGAAAAAAAAGAAAAAGAAAAAAAUUGCGUUGCUUUGUUUUGUCUUCGCGCUUCAUAAAAAUGUUGCAGAAGGCUUCCUCAGAGCUGUGACAGCAGGGGAGUCGCUGGCAUACUGAUUACUCUCAUGCAUUAAAUUGGAAAUGAUAAAUAUGAUUUUGGGAGGGGGUCGAAAAAAGUGUUUAUGUCUUUGCUGCUAACGCUUCCCCAUAUCUAUGGCAACUGGGGAGUGAUAUGCAAAAAAAAUAUAUUAUAUUGAAAAUGCAACACAGGAGGAAACUGUCAUCUAAUAUAACAGCGGGGCUCUACCUUGGCUGGUGAAUGACACGUCUCAUGAAAAUACGAAUGCUUUGUGACCCGUAUUAAGUGUGUGUGUGUGUGUGUGUGUGUGUGUGUGUGUGUGUGUGUGAGAGAGAGAAAGGAUGUUUCAAAAACACCCUGCUCCACUUCCUGCUCUCGUACCUGUAAAUGCUAACCUGCAGCUGCUAAGUGAGGUGAAUAGUGUGCGAAUUUCACAGGAGCAAAUUGGGCCAUUACGUCUAAUUUGCUUUAAUUUUAGCUUCAUUAUCAAACCACAUAAGAAAAUUCAUUUUGACAUUCCCAAUAUCAGGACACACGCUCAGAUCCCUUUCACUUCUUUAGUUCCUUUUUUGUGUGUGAUUUUUUUUGUGUGUGUGUUAGAAAUCAAAAAAGGAAAUUCAUCUUAUGGAUUUUUGUUGCUGCGUUAUUCUUAUUAUUAUACAUUAUGCCCCCCCUUUUCUUUUUUAAUGAAGUCUUUAAAUUUGCCCACUGUACAUAAUUUCCCUCAGAAUUCCAGACCUUUUGAAACCAAUCACCGUAUUGUUUCUUCAAUCAGUUUCGCUGUGGGUCGGUAAUUGCUUUUACAAUUUUAUUACUUUUAAAGCUCGCGUUUAUCUCGGCCGUACAGAUAGAAUAUUGCCCCGUGCUUGCUCUGGUAGUGAAUUGAUGGGAGAGGAAACGAUUGAAUUACCCUGGAUAUUUCACAGGGAGAGGAGAAGUCGCUCGCGCAUUAUCUCAAAGGAGCUGCUACUCAGUUCCUAUAGUUUUCUGUGGCUGUUGCACGUUGCAUUUCAUUUGUUUUUAUUGUGAAAUUGCUCCAAAUAUGUCAGCAGAGUGGACAGCUUCAUUAUUAAAUCGUAGUUUCUGUUAAGGGCACUUUCAAGCGGUCUUUUCCCCAACUUACACAAAACGAUCAAACGAACACGUGUAAAUAAGGACGGCGUGUUCACGAACCCCAGAGGAAGCAAUUCCGUUUGCCUAGAUUUAGACUAUAAAUCUGGAUUAACAUAAUACAGAAGCAAACGCUCACACAAAUAUGAUUGUUUUUACUAACAAGGGCUUAUUCCCCACAAAUUCAAGGAUUAAAAAAAGGUUUUCAAGGGCCAAACACAAUUUUCUUUUUUUUUCUUCAUGUUCGUACCUCCAGUAAGCACUUUAUGUUAAUUAUAGUGCCUUGUUACCCCCUUAUAUCAUAAACAUGCUUUAGACGCAGUGUUCUUAUGUUAAGGAAUUCCAAUAUCUUUCCUAGGAUUUUUUUUUCUUUGGGAAGGGGGGUUUCCUCUUUUUAUGUCAGAUAUUAGAAAUGUAAGCCUUUUAGGGUUUUCGGUAAAGCCCUUAUCCCUGCCUGAAUAACCCACACACACUGAAGAGUCCGCAGGCUUUUUAGAUCUGUUUUUAAUCUUUGAUCUCACUGAAAAAUCUGAGCUUGUUAGGUUCAUGCCAGAGUCACCAUCAGUUUGUUUUUUCCCCCGAAACGAGCCGUGUGCUCAGUCGUACUGUAUUUUGGUGUGCAAGGAUUAAUGGCCAGGAUUUUAUGUUGUUGGCUACGUGCUCGGCUGGGUGUUUGUCCUCUGUUUGCUUUGCGAGUUUAAAAAUAAACCAAAGAAAGUUAUCGAAAUUCAGACGAUUUAAAAUUAUACAUAUAGUGAUAAAAAUUAAGAUUUAUUAUUCUGUUACGUCUUGAUGUUGCUUAAUUUAUUUCUGCUACUCUUGUUUGUUUGUUUUUAUGUCAAGCAAACCAUUUUAUGGAUACAUUUCCCUUAAUGGUCAGUACAUCUAUAGAAGUAUUUAACCUAUCUAGUGUUAGCCCAGAAAGUUCUCAAAGAGAGUGAAGUCCAGUCAUAUGAAAGUAAAGAUCGCAGAGCUCUCAAUGAAGCCGUGCUCUAAGAGUCAGAAUUAAGUCUUUAGUAAUAGCAGCCGGCUACAUCCUGGUUCUCUUUGCAUAUUUUAAGACACAAACGGCACUCAUCUUCAGUUCAUUUUCGUUAUCAGCCGGUCACAGCUCUGGGUUCUGUCCUGCUCUCCCAUCUCUUCUAUAAUGAAACACACCACAGCUAUGGUCUUUGAGUUUCCUUCAAAAGUUCACAGAGUUUUCCUCGCAGUCAGGGACCUGACCAAAGGCUCUCCCUUUCUUCGCGCAGCACAGGACAGCACUGCACAUGUAUUGAAAAACCGAGCGAUCCAUCAGUUAUGCCGUGUGACAUGUUCUGCAUCAGCUAUCAUUUAUAAUCUCCCGUCUCUCACUGCCACCACAUAUUGAUGGCCGGACAACAAAUCUCAACUUCCCCGCUGUGUUUUACAGGCCCAUUCCAUGCAAUUUGCCUUCACUAUUCAGCCCAUUUCAGCUCUUCUAGUGGACUAAAGCGUGGGGAGAGAGGGAAGGGAUGUAUUUUGAAAAGCUUUGAAGCUUAAAUGAGUUUUAUUCUUUCAAUGUGAAAUGCGAGCAGCUUGGUAGUAGGAUCAUUCGUGAUCAGGUCACUGGAUUUAUUGCUCAGAAACUACUGAAUGUAUUUCAUUUCACUGAGUGCACCAGAAUUUAUCUAUCUAUACUGUGUUGAAUAUCUGUAAUCCCACAACUUUUUCUCUGUUUCUGUGCAGUAAUGGAUAAAAAAAUAUAAAAAAAAACUGUCAGUAUGUGUUAUCUUUGGACUAAAAACAGAAUGUCCAAUUUAUCUAGAGUAUAAUAUAGCAAAGUAUUUACAAAGAGCUGCUUUUUUAUUACCAGAUAUUUUUCUGUUAGUUUUUCCAUGGCAACAAACUUAUUAUAAAGUCCCAUAUUUUCAUUUUG
Molecule: messenger RNA, 15786 nt
Organism: Pelmatolapia mariae (spotted tilapia)
Lineage: Eukaryota; Metazoa; Chordata; Actinopteri; Cichliformes; Cichlidae
Gene: csmd2
Product: CUB and Sushi multiple domains 2
Exons: 72
Coding region: 237-11042 (3601 amino acids)
Source: RefSeq, a predicted model, not a curated record